Molecule: messenger RNA, 854 nt
Organism: Monomorium pharaonis (pharaoh ant)
Lineage: Eukaryota; Metazoa; Arthropoda; Insecta; Hymenoptera; Formicidae
Exons: 4
Coding region: 33-776 (247 amino acids)
Source: RefSeq, a predicted model, not a curated record
UUAAAUCAAAUCGUAAUAUUCGCAUUAAAGAGAUGCUUCAACAAACUUAUCCAUUGCAGAGAAUCGAAUUUAAUCAUAGAAAAGGAACAAUUUACUCCUGUCUGGAAACAUGGCCGCUUUUAAUGGAGCCAAAAUAUUUAAUUCAGCAUGCUUCUAUACUAUUAGGCAAAAAAGUCAACACCAUAUGGAAUCAAAAUGUGGGAAAAAUAUAUAAGAAACUUCAUGUAUUUAUUGAAGAGUUUACUAUUAAGCAUAAACUGAAAAAGUCAACAAACAGAAAAACGCAACUUCGAGUACUUAAAAAUGUAUUAACUGAAUCUGCAACAGCGGCUAACGAUUUAGCGUCAGAAACUCCAUUGAUUUUGGCGAUUUUUCCGUUAAUUUUACAUUAUUUCCAAGAAAAUCCAGACAUGAUGUUCAGAGUCAUUAAUGAUACAUUGACGGAAGAAAGACUCGAAUCAUUUGCGGAUACUUCAACUCCUCUAUUAAUUAUAGAAGGAGCAUCGCUGUUUGAUGAAAAUACAAGCUGUGCAGUUAUAGUAGAGGGCAAAAUUUGUUGUAAGACAAAGUCUAUUUUACAGGGAUUUGAAUUAACAUUCCUGAUGUAUUACAUCUUCAGCUUAUGUUAUUGCAGAAGUACAUCUAAAUCUCUGGAGUUUAUACAAAGAAUUUUCUUCAGUGUUAAUCCAACGGGGACGACAAAAUCGAAGUCAAAGCGAUCGACCUACGACCCAGCGGUUAAAAAAUUAUAUGAUUCUAUUAACAUAACAUCAUAAAUGCAUAAUCGUUAAUGCAAUUACGUACUUGUAACUUUCAACUGGGAUGAAACAAUAAGUACUGUUAUAAUAUGAAAA